This is a messenger RNA of Oncorhynchus tshawytscha (Chinook salmon), 5509 nucleotides long. It is a transcript of the gene acoxl, whose product is annotated as acyl-CoA oxidase-like. Gene Ontology annotation, biological process: fatty acid beta-oxidation using acyl-CoA oxidase; lipid homeostasis. Gene Ontology annotation, cellular component: peroxisome. Gene Ontology annotation, molecular function: fatty acid binding; acyl-CoA oxidase activity; FAD binding. The transcript has 20 exons. The coding region runs from base 2225 to 4204 and encodes 659 amino acids. Lineage: Eukaryota; Metazoa; Chordata; Actinopteri; Salmoniformes; Salmonidae. The record is from RefSeq and is a predicted model, not a curated record.
UGUUUCACGUUGUUCAUUAAACAUGGAUCGCAAUCUACACGCUGCAUUUUGGUCCGACUAUCCUUCACACCUAGAAAACCGUAACAUCUUGUAUGUAUUUUACAACAUUUCAAGAUGUCAGUGGAGGCUACUGAGGGGCAAACGGCUCAUAAAUGGCUGGAAUAGAGCGAAUAGAAUGUCAAACACAUGGAAACCAUGUGUUGAUGUUGAUACCGCUCCAGCCAUUACUACGUGCCCGUCCUCCCCAAUUAAGGUGCCACCAACAACCUGUGCAAGAUGUUGUACUUUUCAGUUCGGAGAAAUGGAAUGUGUCAAAAAGUCUAGUUCUACAAAUGACAUGCCACAUGACAAACUAUAAUAAUCAUAUGCUCAAAGUCCUUGCUAUAACACAUUUGAGAUCAUAUGGUAACCUACUUUACUGCAGGCCAGCAAUGUGACAGGUUGCACGCAAUAAAACUCUUGGAUUGCAAUGCAUACAAUACUAGAUUCAAAGCAAAUAGAAUUAUUCCAUUUGGAAAAGGUGACCAAGAUGAGACGGUCUGUAAAUUUAAAGUAAAACGUUCCAUAAAUUCUUAAUUGUAAAGAGUGACAAUCAAAUUUUCAAAAACUGAGACUAUGGUAGCCUACUGAUGUGAUAUUCACCAUACAUACAGUAUAUAUAUUGUGAUAUUCACCAUACGUUAUACAUUGCAAUAUAUACACGUUAUACAUUGCAAUAUUUGCCAUAUAUAUUGUCUAUGAUAUCUGUGCUGUAUGAGGGCCUACACUGGGGAUGGCACCAUUUCUUCCCUUAGUUGAUAAUUUCCAUUAUCCGUGAAACCCGUUUUGAUUUAGUGAAAGAAUGUCUAUCCAGUCGGUACAAUAUAGAACAAAAAUGUUAAUGCACUGUAGGCUACCUGUCACUGAUAAUGUUUUAGUUGCUUGCCAUUGGUACUUUCUUAACGUGGGACUAAGGCUGUGUUUACACAGCCACUCUAAGAACCCAAAUCUUAUUUUCUUUCUAUAUCUGAUCCACACACUCAGUUUUACAUGUGACUGAUAUCUGAUGUGCACAUUCACACUGAUGUAACCUCUGAAGUAGCACCAGAGAGGAAGAGGCAAAGCGAGAGGUUUCACUCUCGCCAAAAUAAACCCAAUGCGUUUCUAUGAUGUUAUUUUGGACCUAAGCUUGUUACCUGCCUUCCCGCCUUUAAGACAACGACUCCCAUUGUUAAGCUGGAGACAUAAACAGCUCAACACUAUAUACAGAUCUCUGGUAGCACACAGAUACAAUUUCCUGUCACUGAUGCUUUAAAAAAAAAAAAGGUUAUUGCAGGUCAAGUGCAACAACAAAGAGCUUCAGAGCAAAAGCAAUGAUCACAUCUGAGCAUCCAGACAGAGACUGCAUAUGGAGGAUCAGGAUUCAAAAGAUCAGAUUCCAUGUUUUUUGUUAUUGCUGUUUACACAUUAGGCAAAAGAGCAGAUAGGUAUCAGACAGUGGAGGCUGCUGAAGGAAGGACAGCUCAUAAUAAUGGCUUGAACGGAGCAAAUGGAAACCAUGUGUUUGAUGUUGUUGAUACCGUUCCACCUAUACCGCUCCGGCCAUUACCACGUGCAAGUCCUCCCCAAUUAAGGUGCCACCAAACUCUUGUGGUAUCAGAUAUGCAAAUAAUUGGCAAAAUAUCUUAAUUGGACUGCCUGUGUAAAUGAAGCCUAAGCAUCUUUACUAGCUACAUAUCUAGAUAAUUGGUUAGUCAACCACCCUGUUAAUUGGUCAAUCAAUCAGAUAAUCAAUCUAUUAAUAUCCACUGUGGACAGUCAAGCAUUACACGUCCAUACAUUUAUUUUAGUAGCUCAAGAAAUACCAUGUUAAAAAAAUAGACUGGUUUUGUAAACAUAGAGUAGACCUACCUCUGCGUUCACAGUCUCUACCAUAUACUACAGGUAACUGCCAAAAUAAAGGAAACACCAACAUAAAAUGUCUUAAUAGGGUAUUGGGCCACCACAAGCCAGAACAGCUUCAAUGCACCUUGGCAUAGAUUCUACAAGUGUCUGGAACUCUAUUGGAGGGAUGCAACACCAUUCUUCCUCAGUACAUUUUGUUCUUUGUUGAUGGAAACCGCUGUCUCAGGCACAGCUCGAGAAUCUCCCCUACACAUCGAGUGACAUCAUCCGGACGCGGAAGUUGACUGUGAAAGUGACAAUCUUCAGUUGUGUCUGGUUGUGCUGUGUGCUCCGCUUGACAAUGGAUAUUUCCCAACAAGAGAGGACAUAUGAGACAUCAAUGGCUGACAAAUCUACUCCAAGUAGUCUUGCAAGAUACCUCGAUGGUGAAUUUUGGGAAACCAAAGAUCAUAUUCGUGAAGAAAUAUCCCAAGGCGAGCCCUUUCGAACUAGCAGUUAUGGUCUCACGUUGGACCAGAAUAGAGAUUUGACAGUGGAGAGACUGGAGUAUGUCUUAACGAGGCCACUAAUGCGACAUCACCUCAAAGAUCAGAUGAAAGAGAAACAACCAGGCUUCAUAGCCAAGAGCUUGGGUAUCACGGAACUGAUAUGCUCUGCAGAUAUGUCCACUGGAGUAAAGUUGGGUGUUGUCUGUGGCUUGUUUGGUGGUGCAGUCACUAACCUUGGAAGCCCUGGUCAGAAGAAAAAAUGGUAUCUCCCAGUUACGGAUUCGGAGUUCACUGGGAUGUUUGCCAUGACAGAGAGGGGUCAUGGGAGUAACGUCCGGGGAAUCCUUACAGAGGCCUGCUACGAGCCAUCUACACAGGAGUUCAUCAUCCACACACCGUGUGAGGAUGCCCAGAAGAUGUACAUCGGAAACUCCAUGAAGGGGAAUUACGCCUCUGUGUUCGCUCAGCUCAUCAUCAAUGGAGAUUCCCAUGGUCCUCACUGUUUCAUUGUUCCAAUCCGAGACCGACAUGGAGUCAUGAAUCCUGGAGUGACAGCCAUUGACAUGAAGCACAAAGAAGGCUUACACGGGGUUGACAAUGGCAUCUUGAUAUUCGACAAUGUCAGGAUACCGAGGACGAACCUGCUCAGCAAGUUUGGCUGUGUGUCGGCAGAUGGGCUGUACUCUUCUCCUGUCCAGAACAAGAGCAAACGUUUUAACGCCAUGUUGGCUGCUCUCACCCCUACCAGGCUGGGGCUCACUGUCCAGGCCAUAGCUGCCAUGAAGUUGGGCCUCAUCAUUGCAGUGCGUUACAGCCACAGUCGGCGUCAGUUUGGGCCUAAGGACCAGCAGGAGGUGAAGAUCAUUGAGCACCAGACCCAGUACCUCAGACUGAUGCCUCACCUGGCUGCAGCUCUGGCUCUCACCUUCACCACCAGGUUUGCAGCAUGUACGAUGGACCAUGCUCUGUGCAAAGGAGAGGUUCUACAGAAUAAUAGUUCUCUCCAGGCUCUGGUUGCUGGACUCAAAGCCUAUAGUACCUGGGAGAACCUCGCUUGCCUUCAAGAGUGCCGCGAGUGCACCGGAGGCAUGGGUUUUAUGAUGGAGAACCGAAUCCCUGCUCUGAAGUGUGACUCUGAUGUCUUUGUCACAUUUGAAGGGGACAACGUCGUCAUGUUACAGGUGGUGGUAAAGGAGCUCAUGACCCAGUUCACCAGGCAGCUGGGAAACAGUGUGGUGGGCGGACUCAUCAAAACCUGGACGAGUUCAGUGUCUGACAGGGUCAGAACCAGUUUCCUUGGCUUCAAUGUAGAUACGGUGGGGGACAUGAGUUUCCUGCUGAAAGCAGUGUCCUAUAGGGAGAGGGUUCUACAGCGCAGCCUAGCAACCAGACUCUACAACAAGGUAGAGAAGAAAAGCGAGGAGUUUUUUGAUGCCUGGAACUCCUGUCUUCAUCAUGUGACCUGCCUAGCCUUAGCACACAUACACAGAGUAACUCUGGAGCAGUUUGCUCUGGCCGUUCAAGAGUGCCCAGUCGAAGAAGACCACACCUUGCUAACGAAGUUCUGCCUCCUCCAUGGCACCAGUCUGGUGUACCAGGAGAGAGCCUGGUAUCUAGAGCAUCACUACCUGACCCCCGCUACCAGCCGACAGAUACGCACCCAGAUGUUGGAGCUGUGUAGAUUGGUGAAGGAUGAGGCCCUGAAGGUGGUGUCUGACUUCAACGUUCCCUCCUGCUGCAUCCAGGCGCCAAUUGCUGGGGUGGCCAACCCCCGGGCUGAGUGGGCCUUCUACUCUGCACCGGAGCACCCCAUCAGAGCCUCCAAGUUAUGAGCCCUACUGUGCUGAUCUAGGAUCUGUCCAUAUAAUAGUGUUCAUCAUGAUCUAAAGGGCUAAACUGAUCCUAGAUCAGCACUCCUACUCUGAGACACUUUGUGGAUACGGGCCUUGCUCACUGCUUGACUCAUCCUGGUCUCAGUGAAGAGCCAUGGGCUAUGUUACAAUGUCCAUAUUAGCAUACCACUUAGAAUAAAGCAACUUAUUUGGCAUGCAUGCAUUCUAAGUGACGUAGUGUGGAUAUUAGAACAGAGCCCAUGAUAUUUUGCCUAAUCUGGACAUGGUCUGAAGACUACAGACCCAGUUGUCUAGACUAGUGUCAUUAGCCGCAGGCAUAAUACACGGGACAGUCGCAUUUUGAUUAAUUUCUAUUUAAAUCUCUUAUCAGUUCUCAAAGAAAUGUUGAAAUGCUUCAUGUUUGUUAUACUGUCAAAUCAUUGGGUUUUAUUUGAUAUGUGUGCAUUUGGGAGCUUUUGUACUUUGCUUGGUCCAAUCCAUUACAUACAGUGGAUGCCUAUGUGGCUCAGAAUAGCUUGACACAAUCAGUGUUGCUUAUUGAAAAUGUGCUAAUUUUGUUUGCACAAAAAAAAGCUUUGAAAUUAAAUGUAUUCAUGACACUAGUGAGACACAACUACAUUUUAACAACUCUAUUUGCCUUAAUAUUAAGAAAGACUAAUGUAAUGUAGCAUUUGAUACUUGUUUCCCUUACUUGCUGAGACCUAGCCUGAGACCAGACCGUAGGUGUAUGGGAGCAGACUGACUCAAUAGACAGCUAGGCUGCAAUGCUAACAGCAUGUGGUAACUUCACAAAGUGGACCAGUGAGCUAUGUGUAAUCACCCACCCAACCAAUAAAAUCCACAGCGUAUAUAGAGACACACUGACUGUGAAUCUCUCUGCCAGACACAUUCCCUCACCAACACCGGCUAGACCGUGAUGGCCAGCAGUUUGAUUCAACAACAUACAAAAAUGGAAAUUACACAAGAUAUGUUUAUAAUAUAUUUUAUUAAUAUGAGCACAGUGAGCAAAUGGUUUGUGACACAAUACAUGUGGGAAGUGUAGGCUACUUUAUAUCCUUCAAUUUUCUGAUCAGUUGUCUGCAUAACAUGUAGGCCUGUAAAUGUUGAUCGACUCUUGAUGAACAAACAUUGUUUGCUCUGUAGGUUACUCGUGCUUGCAUAUACAUUAAAACUGUUCCAUGACAAAGUGUCAUCAGUUUUGUACUGUAUCUUUGUCAUAUCUGAAAAUCAAUUGUCACUGCUCUUAAUAAAUGUACUUAAUAGGAAUAAAUGUGCUGUAUAGUG